This is a messenger RNA of Nematolebias whitei (Rio pearlfish), 3109 nucleotides long. RefSeq names its product gamma-aminobutyric acid (GABA) B receptor, 2 (gene gabbr2). The transcript has 19 exons. Gene Ontology annotation, biological process: gamma-aminobutyric acid signaling pathway; G protein-coupled receptor signaling pathway. The coding region runs from base 1 to 2508 and encodes 835 amino acids. NCBI's taxonomy places the organism in Eukaryota, Metazoa, Chordata, Actinopteri, Cyprinodontiformes, Rivulidae. The record is from RefSeq and is a predicted model, not a curated record. Gene Ontology annotation, cellular component: G protein-coupled receptor heterodimeric complex; membrane. Gene Ontology annotation, molecular function: G protein-coupled GABA receptor activity.
AUGACCCUCCAAUGUGACAACGCCAAAGGACUGAGGGCCUUUUUCGAUGCCAUAUGCUACGGCCCCAAACACCUGAUGAUCUUCGGCGGGGUCUGCCCCUCUGUCACGUCCAUCAUCGCAGAGUCCUUGGAGGGUUGGAACCUGGUGCAGCUGUCCUUUGCCGCAACAACUCCGGUUCUGGCAGACAAGAAAAAGUACCCCAACUUCUUCCGCACCGUCCCGUCCGACAACGCCGUGAACCCAGCUGUGGUUAAGUUUCUCAACCACUACAACUGGACCCGUGUGGGGACCCUCACACAGGACGUUCAGAGGUUCUCAGAGGUGAGGAAUGAUCUGACCAAUGAGCUGGAGAAAGCAGACAUUCAGAUUGCAGACACAGAAAGCUUCUCCAAUGAUCCCUGUGUCAACGUCAAAAAACUCAAGGACAACGAUGUGAGAAUCAUCAUUGGUCAGUUUGAUGAGAACUUGGCCUCCCAAGUCUUCUGUUGUGCGUAUAACUUGAACAUGUUUGGUAGUAAAUACCAGUGGAUCAUCCCAGGCUGGUACCAACACAAGUGGUGGGAGCAGGCUAACACCACCAACUGCACGGUCAAGAAGCUUCUCACUGCCAUGGAAGGAUACAUCAGCGUGGACUUCGAGCCCCUCAGUUCUCGACCAGUCAAGGGGAUCUCUGGCAGGACCCCACAGGAGUAUGAGAUGGAGUAUACCAGAGAGCUUCGGCAGAAAGGUGUGGAGGCAAGCAAGUUUCACGGCUUCGCCUACGAUGGGAUCUGGGUAAUUGCUAAGACCUUGACCCGAGUUAUGGAGCUGCUGCGGAUAAAACAAAGGCAGAACAUCUACCACAACUUCACAGUCGAUGAUCGAGAAGUAGGAAAAAUGGUUCUGAAUGUCAUGAACGAGACGAACUUCAAUGGAGUGACGGGUCAAGUCAUGUUUCGUAACGGAGAGAGGAUGGGCACAAUAAAGUUCAACCAGUUUCAAGAUGGUCAAGAAUUGAAAGUGGGCGAGUACAAUGCAAUUGCUGACGUGCUGGACCUCAACAACACAGUCAAGUUCCAAGGCGUGGAGCCUCCGAAGGAUCGUACGUUUGUACGUCAUCAGCGGCGCCACAUCAACGUGCCACUCUACAGCAUCCUGUCCACCAUAACCAUACUGGGCAUGUUCAUGGCUGGAGCCUUCCUGUUCUUCAACAUCAAGAAUCGAAACCAUAGACUGAUCAAGAUGUCCAGCCCCUACAUGAACAACUUGAUCAUCUUAGGAGGCAUGCUGUCCUACGCCUCCAUCUUCCUGUUUGGUCUGGAUGGAGGUUUUGUUUCUGACAAGGAGUUUGAGACCCUUUGCACUGUUCGGACAUGGAUUCUCAUUGUUGGAUACACAACAGCGUUUGGCGCCAUGUUUGCCAAGACCUGGAGAGUGCAUGCCAUCUUUAAAAAUGUCAAGAUGAAGAAGAAGAUCAUAAAGGACCAGAAGCUGUUGAUCAUCGUUGGAGGGAUGCUGCUCAUCGACUUGUGCAUUCUCAUCUGCUGGCAGAUUGUGGACCCUCUCAGGAGGACCGUGGAGGAAUACAGCUUGGAGCCAGACCCACAAGGCCGGGACAUCGCCAUCCGUCCCUUCUUGGAGCACUGUGAGAACACCCACAUGACCAUUUGGCUUGGCAUCGUCUAUGCCUACAAGGGACUGCUGAUGUUGUUUGGUUGUUUUCUGGCAUGGGAGACCAGGAACGUGAGCAUCCCUGCUCUCAAUGACAGCAAAUACAUCGGCAUGAGUGUGUACAAUGUUGGCAUCAUGUGCAUUAUCGGCGCUGCAGUGUCUUUUCUGACCAGGGAUCAGCCCAAUGUCCAGUUCUGCAUCGUAGCUUUGGUUAUCAUCUUUUGUAGCACCAUCACCCUCUGUCUGGUCUUUGUUCCCAAGUUAAUCACCAUGAGAACAAAUCCAGAUGCAGCCACCCAGAACCGAAGGCUAAAGUUCACGCAAAAUCAGAAGAAGGAAGACUCCAAGACCUCAACUUCAGUCACCAGUGUGAACCAGGCCAACACUUCCAGACUGGAUGGUCUUCAAACUGACAACCACCGUCUUCGCAUGAGGAUAACUGAGUUGGACAAGGAGCUGGAGGAAGUGACCAUGCAGCUGCAGGACACCCCAGAGAAAACUCCCUACAUUAAACAGAACCAUUACCCAGAUGCCAAUAACAUCCUCAGCAUACGCAACUUCACAGAUGGGAAAGACGGAGAAAAAUCGAUAUUGAAAAACCACCUGGAGCAGAAACCACAAGCACAGUGGGGCUCCAUGGAUCCCUCCAGAAUAAGCAGAGGUCCCCUGGAGGAUAUCAACUCACCUGAACACAUACAGCGCCGACUGUCUUUGCAGCUUCCCAUCCUGCACCAUGCGUACUUACCUUCCAUAGGAGGGGUUGAUGCCAGCUGCACCAGCCCGAAUGGAAGCCCUGGUUCCAGCCCGAGGCAUAGACACAUUCCCCCCUCCUACCGCGUAAUGGUCUCAGGCCUGUGAGCUUUGUUCACUCUCCCACCUGGUUCUGUGCAGAGAAGACACAAAUGGUUCCUUUUUUCUACAACAGACAGACUGAUAUCAUCAGCGUAAGUGCGUAUUUUGGACUGGACAGAGUGAGGGGGAGGAAGGGACAAAGUUGUGCUCUUCAUACCUCUGCACCGCAGUCUAAUGAGAACUGAUCAUGUCAGUCAUGAAAUGGUGGUAGAAGACAGACGACCCUUAAAACUCCAGUGCUUAACAUCCUCGUGAUCAUCUUCCCCCUGCCUAGGCCUAUCCAUAUAUGCACAGUCAGACACAAACAACACAGAUACACACCAAUGCACAAACACAGUGACACCACAACAGCUGCGGUGGACCAGCCCUGAUCUGAUGUGUAGCCUUAUCUACUUCAGAGGGGAUUGUUUGUUUUUGUUGUUGUUUUUUUUUUUGUUCUGUUGUAUGUACUCUAUGUUAGCGGCUACAUCAAAGCUUGUCUAUCUUUAGCAUUUCACUGCUUCAGAGACUGGAUUUUGGUUUGGGAAGGGGGAAUUUGCAAGAUCCUACUAGACGGGAAGAAAUCUCUUUCCAACCGUGUGAGACAUGUAAAUAUCAUUGUUCCUGA